Messenger RNA from Vanderwaltozyma polyspora DSM 70294, 315 nucleotides. RefSeq names its product Tim12p (gene TIM12). Gene Ontology annotation, cellular component: mitochondrial inner membrane. The coding region runs from base 1 to 315 and encodes 104 amino acids. Gene Ontology annotation, biological process: protein insertion into mitochondrial inner membrane. The transcript has a single exon. The record is from RefSeq and is a predicted model, not a curated record. Lineage: Eukaryota; Fungi; Ascomycota; Saccharomycetes; Saccharomycetales; Saccharomycetaceae.
AUGUCAUAUUUUUUCAAUCCUUCAGGAGGACAAGAGGUAUCAGAAGAGAGACUUAAAGUAGCAGAAGUUCAAUUUGAUGCUAUGAAUCAAACGUUCAACAAUAUACUGAAGGGCUGUUUAGAGAAGUGUAUACCGCAUGAAGGGUAUGGAGAGACGGAAUUGAACAAGGGAGAGAUGGAGUGUAUUGACCGAUGUGUGGCCAAGUUGCAUUACAGCAAUAGGUUGAUUGGAGCGUAUGCACAGACACAGGGAUUUGGACCAGAAAAGUACCUUCCCCAUUACGACAAGAUGCUCUCGAAGACAGACGACCAGUGA